This is a messenger RNA of Stylonychia lemnae, 2199 nucleotides long. NCBI's taxonomy places the organism in Eukaryota, Ciliophora, Spirotrichea, Sporadotrichida, Oxytrichidae. The record is from the annotation of a GenBank genome assembly.
AUGAUUAAGCAGUCUAAAAGAAGGAAUAAAUUCUUAACCGACCUGACUAAACUAAGGCUUGAAUUAUUUUAUUUCGAUGAGAAGGUGUAGAUAGCUACCUUCUCACUCCCCUAUCUUGAAAGUCAUCAAGGUUCUGGUCCAAAUUUCCCAGAAUAUAUGAGUUAUUUUGAUUUCGGAAAACCUUAAGAAUAGAUCAUACAGGAGUCCACUUAUUACCGAGGAAGACUUGCCUCGUCAAAUUUCGAUUAGAGUUUGGAGAAUUAUACCAUCAUGAAACGUUAAGCAUCGUUUUUGUUUAGGGAGUACUUAGCACCAGAUUAAAAUGAAAUUGAUCGAGCUUUGCUUUCAGGCAGUGAUUCUUAUCCUAUCAAUGAAUAGCACUGCUAAUAGGCUUCUGAAUUUUAAUAAGUAUAACAAGAUUAAAUAUUUGAAAAUCAAAACCAAGAUGACUCUAAGGAAAUUUAAAAGUAAAUAGAACAUAAAUAUGUAGAGAAAUCUCUAACUCAACAGUUUAGAGUGCAAUCUCUUAUUGACGAGAAUUCUGCCGGGCAAAAAAAGUCUUUUGAUUUGAUUAAUGGUCCACAUUGCAAUUAAUUUGUGGCUAUUUAAUAAAGAGAUGAUUUGAAUACCAUUGAUGAUAUUCCCUCCAACACUUAAAUUGAUAGUUAGCCUUCAGUAUACUCACUGAAGUCAGAUAGUGGAUCAUCACUAGACGCAAAUGUGAAUGGAAGUGAAUUUGACGACCAGAUUUUUUUAGAUCAUUUAAAUGUUCUCACAAGUGAUAGUGGCAGAGUUCUUUUAUCGCAAAAGAAGCUGUUUAAGAACAAAGAGAUCCCUUCAAGAAAAUGUAGCAUAAUUCAGGAGGAUGAUUUCUUGAGAUUACCUACUCUUUGCGAAAUUAAAAGACAGAGUAUGCAUCAGUAAAGAGAUUCUAAAAGUAGAAAUGCUAUAGAUCUUACAGAAACAGGUAAAAAUAGACGUUAUCAGAGACGCGGGACAAAAUAUGAGAGAUCAAGAUUCCGGUAACUAAAGCCAGAUUCUAAUCUCGAAAAAAUCAAGUAAUAAUUGAUGAAUCCAUCAUGGAAGAAUAAAUAAAAUGAAUAAUACUUGCAGAGAAAAGAAUGCUUUAAUAAGCUUAGAAAGAUUGGGACUAAAUUAAGAGGGAAUGUUAACUUGGAUCUCAUUGUGAACAAGCUAAAUAAUUAAUCUAGUGCUGAUAAAAACUAUAAUCAAUAGUAACAGUACGGAGGGUACAUCAACUAAAAUAAUAUUAUUGAGGACAUAACUGAGGUAAAUUCACCAACUGCAUCUGUAACAAUUAACGAUUCAUCAACUAACAACCACAGACUCAACACCAACUAGAAGGAGUAUCCAAGUGAAUCUUUCUUCAGAUUUACAUAAUAGCAGACUGAAAAUCUUGAACCACAAACAGCAAUCCCAAAAAAUAUGGUCUAAAAGAACGAGGGUAGCAUGAAAAUUGAUUUGGAAGAAUAUGUCCGAGAAAAACUCAAAAACAAUUCAAGCCCAACAUCCCCUAAGAUUCAUUUAAAAGAAAGAAUUGAAACUGUAUAUAUUAGAAGUAAAAACUACUAGAUUAAGACUAAGAGAUCUACUUAGAGAAAUAAUAACAACAAUCCAGAAUACUCAAAGUAUAGAUUCUGCCAAGCAUCUGUAGAGGACAGCAAUAUAUCCUCUAAUAAAAAUGAAGCAAGCAAAGAAUAGUCUUUUCUAGAUGAUAGUUAUCUUUAAAAAUCAAUGAUAUCUUCAAACUAAAAUAUCAGCAAUGACUAAUCGAAUCUUUAGUCCAAGCCGGCCAAUCAUAAAUCUUUCCUUAAGGACUUGAAAUAAUAACUGCAGUCAAUUGAAACCUUAAUAGAUACAAAUAUCCCAAUGAAUGAUUCUAAAAGCAAAUCUUUUAUUAACCCAGCAACCUAUUCUAAGAGAAUGAGCUAAUAUCCAUAUUCUCCUAGAAAGCAACUUUCCCCAAUUAAAAAUAAGAUAAAUAAUUAGCCUAAACAUGAUAAGUUCCAAUUAAUCAGACAUAAGUCGACAAUCAAUGACUUAGACUAAGAUCUCAAUGAAAUGCAACUAAAACUAGGAAAAAUUCUGUCAAAAAAAUCUAACAUUUGCAAUCAAUCUGUUAUAAUAAAUGACAAUACUCCAUUAAGGAGAUCGCCAGCUAAAUAAUCAGCAAUAUGA